ACGAAAACGUUCAGCGUGCGUAGAAAGAAGCCAUGUUGAAAAUUUGAGCGCCACACAAAUCACAAAGAAAAAUCAAAAUUAUUGAAAACAUGUUGCCAGUCGGUAAGUCAAUAUGUACAUUGGACGAGGAUGAUAUGUGUGACCUUGAUGACUUUGAAUCUUCGUCUUCGAACAUAGACUUGUUCGAAGGUGAAGAAACUAGCUCGUUUGAUUUAUUUGACGGUCUGUUGGAAAGAGAAACGGACACAAAAGAAAUCAAACCAAAAAACUCUAACGAUAAGAAGCGCUCAGUCGUACGUGUUUAUCCUAAUGGCGACACCCAAGAAAAACAGCUAAAUUUUGCAAGUAUUAGAACAUUAGAAGAAAAAGAAUUAAUUGAUUACUUGGGUAAUGGAAAUCGAGGACGUCUGAUUUCCCGGUCCAGUAACGUUACUUGCAAGAAUUCGCGACGUUCGAACACGACAAACGGGAAACGCUCAAGUUCGAAUGACAGUGUGAAAUCAAGCUCACCAGUGGGUUUAGAAUCUCGUGACGGCGCAUGCAUGACCAAGAGUGCUGUUGCAGCUCGCGAAAACCGCAAAAAGAAAAAGAAAUACACAGAAGAACUAGAAACAACAGUUGAUAUACUGAAGACAGAAAAUACAGGUCUCAAAACUAGAAACAAUAUGUUACAAACGUCAUUGGAUCAGCUGAAAACAGAAGUUCAAUAUUUGAAAAGCGUGAUAGCUAACCAAACAACGUUGGCACACUUGAUUGGCAAUAUACAAAAUACACCAGGUGUUAAAUUCCAGACUUCAUUAACAGUUGAUAGAUAUGACAAAGAAAAUAUUAAGGACAUAAAUGAAAACACAGUUGAUAAGUCUGUAAGUGUACCAGUAGCAACAAAAAAACGCAAGGUUGAAGAUGCACAUGUCCCUACAAUGCAAAUGAAUACAAGGUAUGGGAAACUCAAAAGGGGUACCAGUACUACUUCAAAAGAAAUAAAACCAGAAAAGAUGGAUGACCAAUGUGAUUCAUCACCUUCAUCAACAUUAGAACAAAAUUCCAAUGAAAUGCCGGGCCAUGGACCAGCUGGUAUAUGUCUCCAUGUUUCUAAUGGAUCUGUGUCUUUGGAAUUCUGUGCAAAUUGUGCUUCCAGUGCUGCUCAUGCCAAGGCUAUCACCUGUGACCAUUCCUAUGGAAAGGUUCAGGGAGAAGGGUGAAAUAAUAUUGUGAAAAUGGUCGGUAAUUUCAUUGAUAAUCAGUGAAAAUUAAGAAAAGUACUUAAGCUUUUAAGUUUCAUGUAAAAUGAAAAGUCUUUAAUAUGAAGGUUAUGUAGCCUAAUGAAUGACAUGAUUAUUUGAUAGGAAAGAAUAGAAUAUUCAUGAAAAGAAUGAAGAACAUGAUACCAAUCAGAUGUGUAGAUAGAUCCAGCAGAACUUUCGUUCAAAGGAGAUCACUAAAUUAUUUUUAAAAUGAAUUUUGAAGAUUCAAUUGUAUACAAUAUGUUCAGUUUAAAUGUGAUACCAUUGCUUUUUUAAACAGUUGAACUUUUUUUCAAUUGGGGUGACUACAUUUUUGAUAGAUAUUUGAAAUAAUUUUAUAACAAUCUAUACAAAUAUGUUUACAUUUCCAGCCACACCCGUGCUUGAUUUGAGAAAAAUGAAAAAGUCUGCACAUCAUUAGGAACAGUUCAGAACUAAGCAGUUCGCUUUGGUGGAGUAUACAGUGCAAAUAAAAUGGUCUGUGUCACUUUGUGAGAUUGAAAAUUGUAUGAAAUCAAAGCAUGUAUCACUUACAACAGAACUGCAGAAAACUGAUUGUAUAUACACACAUUUAAAUUUCAACUACAAUAACAAAAUGGAUACAAUUGAAAAUGUAGACUUUUCUAUUGAAGUGAUACAAGUUUUUGAUGGAAAAAAUAAAUAAAUAAUGAGGUCAAGAUAAGAUGUUUGUGUUUAAAAUUCCUUCAAGUGUUUAAAAUUCCUUCAAAAAAGGAAAUUUGAGCCGAACAUCAGAUAGCUGACCAAUAUUUAUCUCCCUAACUACAUGUAUCUCCUAACUUCCAUUCUUUUUCUCCUUACUUUCUUUCUUUCUUUUAUCAAUUUAUCAUCAUCUGAAAUGAGUUUCAAAAAUAAUUGAAAUUUCACAACAAUAUGCAGUAUUUCAUUCAUUGAAAAUGUUAACAUUUUAUACAAGAAUGGGUUAUGAAAUAUGAAUAUACCCAUGGUAUUUAAUAAAAAAAAUCAGGUUUAAGUAAAACUUACCUGAGAAGAAAAUUCUUUUCGCACUUGAAGCAAGACAAAUUAAAAAGUACAUUUCAGGUGAUGAGCUGCAAAAAUGUAAUUUUACAAUUAUACUAAAAUGUUACUUCAAUUUCUUUUUCAGUUGAUGUCACACUAUUCUCUGGUCAGAGAAGCGAUUCCCAAUAACAACCUUACUGUAAAAAGUGAUACUGAAUGAAAAUGCAGUGGAGAGGCAGACAAAGCUGAACUUGUAAUGAAAGGCUGGGGUAGUAAGUAUGUUGACAGACCUCGUCAAGAUGAAAACAGUGAAAUAGGUUCAUAGAAAUUUAUCAAAGUUACCAGUGGUAGGUAAAUACAAAAGAAGGAACAGUCUGAUUUUAUUGCAGUCGUAAAAGAUUGUGUUUUGUGGAUUUCUAAAGUCCUCUUUGAAGUGAUUUGCUAACUGGCAGGAAAUAUUAGUAAUUACUGACAGAUGAUUCUAGUAAAGUAGGACUGUCACAGAUGACUUCUGCUAAUGUUCUAAGUGUAUUGAUUUAUGCACAAAGACACUGCUAUUAUUUUUUAAUGCUUCAUCUACCAUGUGAUAAGUUAGGUCUAGGACAUGAUGGUAGAUUUAAGUAUAUUUAUUUGAUGGUGUAUUUGUUAUUGAUAUUUUUGGGUAUUAA
Mizuhopecten yessoensis (Yesso scallop) is the source of this 2890-nucleotide messenger RNA. RefSeq lists its product as uncharacterized. The record is from RefSeq and is a predicted model, not a curated record. Lineage: Eukaryota; Metazoa; Mollusca; Bivalvia; Pectinida; Pectinidae. The transcript has 2 exons. The coding region runs from base 90 to 1202 and encodes 370 amino acids. Gene Ontology annotation, biological process: regulation of DNA-templated transcription. Gene Ontology annotation, molecular function: DNA-binding transcription factor activity.